Messenger RNA from Penaeus vannamei (Pacific white shrimp), 9367 nucleotides. RefSeq lists its product as uncharacterized. The record is from RefSeq and is a predicted model, not a curated record. NCBI's taxonomy places the organism in Eukaryota, Metazoa, Arthropoda, Malacostraca, Decapoda, Penaeidae.
AGGAAUGACAAGGAAGAGAGGCGUGGGAAACAGAGGAAAGAGUGUGGAGCAAAAGUAUCACAGCAACUCCGAAAAUUUUCUUGAAGAUCGAUUCGCUGUGGAAUUUCCCUUCCCGUCGCACCACGCAUUCCCUUUUCGCCCUCGUGUUUUAUUUAUUAUUCCCUCUUCUCCUUACGCUGAGAUGGGCGAGGACUCUCGAGAUGCGGGAAAGGGCCAGGCAUUGUGUCCCUGGACCUUGUGUUUUGGACAGAAAGGAAAACUGAAGUGACUAUCCCAUGCAUGUCGGCAGAUGCUCGUCUCGUCAUGGCGAUGCGGUUAUGGAUCUUAAAGGAUUUACAACAGUUGAUGAAGUUGGAGGGGAAGAUUCACAAGUAAGGGAAAAGAGUAUAUCGUCAGAAUCAUUCAAGCCAGCUACAGCAGCAGAGGAAAUUGAUUAUAUAAAUAAAAUUUUGGCAGACAUUGAAGGAAAGACUGGGGAUAGUGAUGUUAAUGUUGUACAAGAGGAUAUUUUAUGUAGUGUGUCAGAAUUGGACUCGGAAUCAGCAGAGCAACAGCCCACAGAUGAUGUUUUGACUCAAGCUAGGGAAUUGAACGAGGUCACCAAAGGCAAAGAGAUUGAGUCUGUAGAUGGACUUAGCGCUGAACCUAUUGUAUCGUCACCUGAGCUUUGCAAAGGAGAGCUCAAUGCUUCUCCGAAUCAAACUUUUGAGGGGACUGAUCAUGAUGAGGGCACAUGUCAGACACAGACACAUGGGACCUCAGAGCUAAGCCCGGUCAUAGAAGACACUUCCUCACUUGCCAUAAGUACUGAUAAUGGGAAUAAGAACAAGCUUGAGUCAAGACAUCAAUUGGUGGAAGACCUUUCAAAUAAUUGUGUUUCAGGUGAGAAAGAACUAAAGGAGAAUGAUGAACAAGAAGCUCAUAGCAGCAUUGUUCUAGGGAACAUUAGUGAUCUUUUGGCAGAUUCCAAAGAAUCUGCAGUAGAUCCCAGCUUAUUAGAACCAGACAAAGAAGGGAGAGAGAGACAGCAGUUGAAUGAGGAGCAGAUAGGUGUCUUGAUUAAAAAGGAACCAGUGGAUGCACCUGAAGAAGAAUUUGACUUUGGGAAUGCACUUUUUGAUCCUGCAGAGGAAUUCAAUGUCAAGAGAGAGGUGAAAGAGGAACCUUGUGACUCCCUUCUUGAGGAGGUACCUCUGGAUGUGCCAUGUCAAGAAAACCAAGACGAUCAAGAAAACCCUUUUGAUGGCUUAGAUUCUGUCAAACUUGAGCCUGACUCUGAAGACCCUUGUUUAGUCAUCCCAAGCGUACAUUUUCUUGUUGAGGACAAAGUUUACAACCGCGAGCAAGUUACAGCAGCCUUUCUAAUGUCUCAGUCAUCCCUAGCAUCGGUGGUAGACAUGAACAUGUUCACAGAUGUCGGUAGAAGUGUGCUAAUUGUAAGAACAAGACAGUUAGAAGAGCUGAUUAAGAAUCCAUCUCUGAUACCUCUUGAUGAUGCAGAAAUUCUGAAAAAAUUUAUUUCAGAUAAUGAUGAGAAUAUAUGUUAUGGUAAAAACACAGUAUGUCUGAAGUUGCCAAAGGCUGGGCCAGCUGUAUCAAAGAAAAGGGUAAGGAAAGAGCCUAAGAAGCGACAAAGGAAGAAGACAGCUAAAAGUGGUGCGAGAAGUAAUGUCUCUCAAAAAAAGAAGCCAUCACUUGGGAGUGAGGAGGAAGAGAAUCCAGUUCAUUUUAUUGGAUUUGAGCCUAGUAGUCCUUGCAAAUUGGAACAAAGUGACGAUUCUUCUGAGCAAUUUAACACAUCUGUGAAGAGUGAGUCAUUGUUAAUUCCAAAACAUGAAUCAGAUGGCCAUGAUUCUGAGAGUGAAUACAUCCAUUUAGGCAGCAUUACACCAAAGAAAAACAAAGAUAAAAGGAAACAGAAAUCACCAUCCAAGCUGGGUGUAAAUAAAGACGUUUUUACAUUUAGGAAAAAGGAAAAUGUUCUUAGAUCUGAUAAAGUUGUGUCUAGCUCUAUUCAAUGUAAGCCUUGUUAUGUAGCAUUAGUAGAUAUAAGCAAAAAUAAAGAAUACCAGACAAUUGUAAGCAAAUUCUUGCAUACAAUAAAAACUGAGCAAGCAGCUGUUGAAUUACCUGUAAAUGAUAAAACUCCAAUGGUAGAAUUGGAAGGAUUUAAAAAGAUAGAUGUUCAAAUUAAAAAAGGAAUUAAUCAGGAGGAGGAAUUUGAAACUCAAUGUAUGAAGUACCAAAAUGACACUAAUAAGGAAGAAGAUACCACAAGUUGUGAUUCUAGAAUUGAUAGGAGUGACAGUGGGGAUGGUGCUGAGAGCUUGUCUUGUUUGGGUGAUGAGAGUAUAGUCCUGCAGCUAAGUGAAAGUGAAAUAGAUAGGGCUAAAGGGGAGGCACAGGAUAGAACUAAUAGUGAGAAAGAAGCACCAAUUUUAGAAGAGGAACCAUUAAGGAAUGAGAGUGCUGAUGAAGAGUGUAAGGAAGAGGAAGGGAAAGGUACAGAUAAUAGUGAAAGAACACAGGUUUAUGUUACUGAAAAUGGUUUAGGAAAGGAGGAAGGGAACAAACAUUGUAAACACAGGCCGGAAUCUAGAAGUGAGACUGAAAAUGUACAAAGAGGCAGGGACGCAGAAACACCAAGUCGUUCCAAAGAAAAGCAACUAUUAGGAGAUAGCGAAGUAAGUAAUAAGAGGAGAAGCAAAAGCAGUCCAGGAUCAGACCUAGAAGAUGAAAAAUCAAAGAAAAAGAAGAAGAAAUCAAGAAAGGAACAAAAGUCGGAAUCCACCGAAGAAAAAGCGAAAAGGUUAAGCUUGAAGUUGAACAAGAUUUUUAAGAGAGAAAAAGAGAAACAGAAGAGAGAAGUUUUAUCACCUGACCAUCAAGUGCCACAGGGAAAAAGGCAUGGCUCAGCAGAAUCAAGAGGGAAGAAUUACACUUCAAGAUCUGCAAUAGAUGACCAAGGAAAAGCACCAACAGAAGAUAAUGAAGUGUUGAAGAAUGUGUUUUCAAGGCCAGUUUUGAAUACUUUUAGAAUUCCAAAAAAGAAGAAAGUAAGUGAUGACAGUGUGGUUGAACAGAAAUCAGUUCUAGCAUCAAGAGAACACCAAAUUGCAUCAAAAAAGCCAUCCGGGUAUGCUCCUAGGACACUUGAUCAAAAAAGAGAGACAAACAGACAUAGGAAAGAGAGAGACCUUAAAGUGGGCAAUCGAAGUAGAAGUCAGAGGGGGAAUGAUGGAAGAAGAAAUAGUGAAUAUUCUCAAAAUGAUUGGGGAGGAGGAAGUUGCAGUCCUCCAGAUCAGGGUCAUGAUGUGGAUAGUGCUUACGAACAUAGCCCAGCGCCCUAUUCACCGGGAGAGGGACAGAUCAGUGGUAAUCAGGUUGGGGAAUCUGAGAAAGAUGCUCAUGGUUUCACCCUCCAACAAAUGGCUAUACCUAACAACUCUGAUGUUCAAGCACCACCACCACCACCUGUGAUUGAGUGUUGGGAAAAGCUUACAGAAAUCAUUAGGACUAUUGAGAAUUGCAAAAAAGGAAGUACUAAUAGUCCAGCAAACUUACAGUUGGGGAUUAAUGUCGCUGACCUUGUAAAUGAUAAUGAUGUAGUCUCUAGUAACUUGGGCAGCACAACAGAUAAAUUAGCUCCAAAAGAAGGUACAUUGACAACUGAGGAAAGUAGUACAGAUAGAAUACAAAUUGCUAGUCACAAGGGGGAAAUUGAACUUGUUAGCAGCAGACCACAGCCUGAGACACGCGUUACUGGUGAAUAUACGGCUGAAGGUAAAGGGGUGGAAAAUCAAUAUUCACACCUUGAUAAGAGGCAGAAAACAAAAUUGUAUGAGAAGAAGAAAAAGUUGUAUUAUGAAGCCAAAAAGAAGUACUAUAAUGUAAAAGGAGAUACUGAAAAUGAUGAGAAGAAGCAGAUGAGAUUCAAAGAAUAUGAGAAAAGAAGGGAGGAUUAUUAUAAUAUGAAAUGGUAUUUAUAUGAAGAAAAGAGGAAGGAACAUUUGGAAAGGAAGAAAGCCAGCAAAGAAAGAGAAGAAAUUAAGAUUGCAAAGGAACAGUCUGAAAUUGUAUUGGGUGAGACAGACAGUGUUGUGGAAGAGGUAGAGAAUGUUAUGGACAAGACUGAGAAUAAUUUGGAUGUGGCAGAAAAUGUCAGGGAAGAGAAAGAUAUUAGGACUGAAGCAGAGAAAGGGGAAACACAUGUGAACAAGGUAUAUGAAGUACAAUCUCUUGACAGUUCUGAUGGUAGGGUAGACAAGAGUGCCACCAAUGAAACAGCAAAAGAUGGUGACUCAGAGAUGCCCCCACUUUUACCACCUCCAUUACCACCCACAAACUUAAUAUCUUUAGGUCCCGAAAAUAUGCAGCAGGGGCAUGAAUCCUCAGAUAGUAGGCUAGAGAACUUGCCUAAUAUUGGGUCAAAUAAUGAUAUGGCCAUGGAGAAAGAAGAAAAUUCAGACAUGGACUUAGACUCAGAUAUGGAUCUUGCCACAUCAGAAUCAUCUGAUGAAGAUAAUGAUGAGUUGAAUUUGCUUGCAAGAUUUGGAGUUGAUGUAAGUAAUUUGCAUGAACAUGAAGCUAGCAUACCACACAACCAAGAAGUAAGAGUUUGUGAUAGUACCUCUAGUCUAAGAAAUAUUGUUCAUAAGUUAAUGGGUUGUGUCAGUAGUGAUGCUGGAAAUUCAAACCCCAAAAAUGUUAGUGAGAAUUCCAACAGCAUAAUUGAUUUGGCAAGCAGUCCAGAAGUGUCAAAAACAGAUAGCAGUGUAGGCAUUGGAGAGAAGACUAGCCACAAAGGAUCAGAAGAUAGUGAAUUACUGGGUCUAUCAUCUCUGUUGAAAAAGGUAGCUGAAAGAAUCCAUCCCACUCCACCGCCACAAAAUACUUCUGAGAAACGUGUUGAGGGAACUUUGCCUUCUGUUCCUAACAAACCAAAAGAUGGUGCUUCUGAUCAGUAUGUAGAGGAAAUAUUCUCUGCUGGUCCUGAAAAAACAAAAGAUUGUACUUCUGAUCAAUAUAUAAAGGACAUUAUUUCUGCUGUUCCUGAAAAGACAAAGGAAAAGGUUUCAAAAUGGACUGCAAGACAAUUCCUUCCCCUAGAAGAGCUGACACACCCUAAAGAAAGUUUGGACGAGUCAAAUGACUUAGAAGUGGUGUACUCGAGUAUCUCAUUGCCCAACCUGAGGAGAGGCUCGCAAGGGGAUGCCUUGCCAAGCUACUACCAACAGAUUCCUUUGGGUCAAGUUGUGGUGGACAAAUAUAAAGAUAUGCCUCUCUUGGGCCUGCAAUACGUUUUGGAAGUGAGAAAGGCUGUGGAUACAACUUUGGACAAGUGUUUUUUCAUCUGUGCACUAUGCAGCAAGAAGAUGUCUUCUGAGACCCUUGUGGCUCAUAUAAACAGCGUCCCACACAAGCUCAAGUUUUCUGAAUCUCAUUGUAAGGAUGUGUUUGACAUAUAUGGCAAGGUACAAUUGAAGGAAUGGACAGCAGCCUCUGUGAAGGAAUUUUCAUUGGCUCUGAAGAAGGUGGAGGAGAAACAUGGACGCAAAAAGAUGGCUGUCACCACUGAGAGAGAGAUGUCCUCGGUUCUCAUGGCACUGAAGAAGAAGAUUGCUGAAGAAGCUUCUUCAAGCCAAGUGAACCAAGAAAAGCCUGUCGAGACGGUGGAGAAAGCACCCAAGACUCAGAGUCUGUCUUCAGUGCCCCAGGAAAUUCCCCUUCCCCCAGCAGGUGUAAAUCUGUCAAGCAUUCCUGUUCCAACAAAACCAGAUCAGAACAAAAGUAGUGGUGGCAACAGUGGGGGAGCAAAGGGAAUUGGACCCAAGAAGAUUGAAAUUAACCUUUCAAAAGUAAAGCUUGCUGCAAGUACAACAGCAGACAACACCACCAACAAGAGUGAAUCAGUUACCUCAAAAGCAGAUCAGCCAGAAAACCAGAAAGAGGAAGAGGAUGUCAUUGUUUUGGCAGAUGAAGUGUCCAAUGAGGGCAAGCCAGAUAAUGAUAUAUCUAAUGGAAGAAAGUUUGCCAAGCGGCACUACAACCCUGGCCUGAAUAUCCGCAGCCGAAGUCCACCAAGACCUGCCUCGCCCAAGCGAAAGAGGUCCCGUUCGCCAGUCCAAAGACGGAUUCAGGGGGGAAGAUACUCUCCAAGGAGAUCUCAUAGUCCCAAGUAUAGAUAUUCUCCGGGGCUCAGAAAUCCUCCUAGGCUUUCUCCAAGGCGGUCACCAAGGAGGUCACCUAGGCGUUCACCGAGGCGAACCCCAAGACGAUCCCCAAGGCGGUCCAGGACUCGGUCUCGUAGUCCAAGCUUUAGGCACAGAUCAGGAUCUCAAGAUAGGAGCAGAAGAAGUCGUGAGGAUAAUCGUAGAGCUCGAUCUUGGUCUUCAAAUUCUUCUUCUAGUGGUAGUUCUGUAUCCCGCUUAAGGGGGCCUAACAGUCAUCGUAGGCUAGACAGUCGCCCAGAUUCACGCCAUUGGCACCAUGGGCGUAAAAGAUCAAGAUCUCAAGAUAGAAACAGAAGAAGUCGUGAGGAUAAUGGUAGAGCUCGUUCGUGGUCUUCAAAUUCUUCAUCAAGUGGUAGUUCAAGAUCUCGCUCAAGAGGGCUUAAUAGUCGUCGUAGGCUCGACAGUCGCUCAGAUUCACGCCAUUGGCAUCACGAGCACAAAAGAAAAGACAGACGAUCACCAUCUCCUACGAGAUCAAGGAAUGUGUCAGAUGAGCGAAGUACCCAGGCAAGGAAACUAGGAGAUUUUAGAGAAGCUGAAGCAAAAUUGAUUGCUAUGCAUAAAGAAUAUCAGAGAAUAUAUGACUUACGGCCUGAGACACAUCCAUACUACAAUCGUGAAUGGCAGAGGUUUUGGGACAAGAGGUCUUUGGAAUUACGAGCCUCGGGUGUAGACCCCAAAACUUACAACUUCAAAGAAGAAUGGGUGGCCUUUUGGUUGAAAAGGAUGAAGGAGUUGGAUACAAUAAACUUCAAAACAAACAGAGAAGCUCUUCUGUGGAAGUUUAAGAUAAAAGACCCAGGCCCAAUCGAAGCAGGUGUCACUGAAGGGUGGGAAGUGCCAAAGGUUCCUAUUGAAAGGUCCACAGAGAGGUCUCCUAGUCCGUGGGAGGAUGAGAGACUUGUAAAAAAUCCCUCUCCUACACCACAAGGUAGUAACCCCAGCAACCCCAACCCCAAUCCCGAGCCAGCGUUCUUAGCAGAAAAUCAAGAGAAAGCACCUGUUGCAGAAAAGAAAUUCGAGGAGGAGUUCUCUGUAAUUGGAACUCUAAGAAUGUUGAAUGAAUUGGAAGAGCAGCUUGGAUCUUUUGGUCCAGCAAUUGCAACACUUUUAGAAAAGGCCAUAGAUUCGAGCCAACAAGGUUCUAACCCCAUAGAACUCUUCAAGGAUCCAGACAACUUUGUUUUGGUGCGCUAUGCCAGAGAGAAGUUAGUUUCACAAAUCUCAGCAGGCAUUUUGAGCACAACAGCGUAUAUGCGUUCGCUGGUUGCUGUGGAGAGAGCUAUGUGGCUCCAGUCACAAGCUGAGAAAUUGAAUGACCAAGAAAAUUACCUUGGUUUGGAUAUACCUACUAUUGCAAGAGCAACACAGGGAAUGGAUAAAGUACAAAUUGCACAGUAUAUUGCGCAGUAUCUCUUACAAGUUGGUAAGUCUGAUGCUACAGAAGAAGAAUUGCAGAAUAUUUUAAUAGCAGUGUCAACCAACCAUGCUAAACUCUUGAGUGACCAGGCAGCCACCCAGAACCAAGUUAUAGAAAAUCAAUUUAAUGCUGUCAAAUCUCCAGUAGAAAUGCGGAUGCCACUGUCAGCAAAUGGAGGGAGUUCCAGUCAUUCAGCACCUAGACCACCAGCACUCUUUCCAUCUGGUGUGUCACAGCAAGAAAAAACAGAGCAUUUUAAUGCUUCUAACAAGAAGAAUGAAGAAAAUGGAGGUUUAGCAAUUCUGCAGUCAGCUUAUGAAGAUGAGGAUAAACCUAAAGACAUGGACAAGUUAUCUCUGGAAGACUUGCAGGCCCUUUUGGCAAAUUUCCGCUCCCUUAGUGGAGAUGAGCAACAGGCUCUCACUGCAUACCUCAAGAAGUUGGAAGCCACAGAUAGUAAAAAGGUGACAAUGCUCCGAGAGAAGAUGCAGAAAAGUAAUAAAAAUGCUGUUAAAUCUAUAUCAAAAGUGGUACCCAAAGCCCGUGAUGGAGCAGAAAGAGCUCCUUCCCAAAAUAGUGUAAAUAAACUUGAAGACAUUCCAAACAAGACUCCACCCGUCCAUCAUACCCGAUCCCUUACUCCAGGUCAGUCAUUUAAUCAACCUCAAACCUAUAGUAGUGAUCAGCCCUCAUCUGCAAAUCAAGGACAGCUCACAAAUAGUACCACUAUGAAUUGUGAACAUCCUAGCGAGACCUCUGAAAUGCGAGCAGCCAGCCUAGGGGAGGGCCAGUUGACAAUGUCUUCCAUUAAUAACAAAGGCAACAAUCCAAGAGGACCGGAUGUUAGACCACAUUAUGAGGAAGACCGAUUUAAGGCCUACCCAGGUCCACAAGAUACACACACAGGAGAUUUUGAUCAACGCGGGUUCUCCCAACAACAGAGACCGCCAGAGCCAUACCAGCAAGACUAUGGGAACCGUUUGCAUGAGGGUCAGUGGUGGAACCAAGGCCCGCAGAAUUAUAAUAAUCCUCAGGGUGCGCAGAACUAUGAUAAUCCUCAGGGUGCUCAGAAUUACGAUAGCCCCAGCAACCCGCAUCUUUACAGGAGUCCUAGUAACCCAGAACCCUACAGAAGCCCUGCCGGCCCACGUAACUUCUCUGGGCCAAGGAGUAACCAAGGGGGUCCUUAUAGAGACCAGAGUCAUUUCCAGCAAGGGAACGUGUAUAGAGGGGGCCCUCGGCAAUCGCAAUUCCAAGACCGAUGGUAGUAGUAUAUACACGGAAAACUCCAUUUUUUAAUUAUAUUUUGUUAUUUUUUAUAUUUGAUUUCUUAAUUUAGUACCAGACAGUCACAGGGAUGAGUUUGAAGGGAUGGUUGUAAAAAAACUACUGUCGCUUGAAUGAGGAUGUAAUUAGUUUGAAUAUGUGAUUAGAUGUUUUGUUUAUUUUUAUAUUGAAUUUCCCAGGCCAUUGUGUCAGUUGUAACUUGUUCCGAGCAUUGUAGAAUAGUGCUUGAUAUUUCUUUUAUUAAAAAUAUUGGUAUAGCAUGUUUCCCUCAUAAGUAAUAUGUAUAUAAUUAUUUUCAUCGGGGGGGGAAACAAGACACGAAUUGCUAUAUUGUUUAUUUCUGGUUUUGAAUACAAACUAUAUAUGUAUAUAUAUAUAAAAUGUACGUUAUGUACCAUCCAUUUGUCAAUAAAAUGUAUAAUAAUAA